GCGUGAGACGCAACCAUGCUAAGCCGGCUCCAGGAGCUGCGCAAGGAGGAGGAGACCCUGCUGCGGCUGAAAGCUGCGCUCCACGACCAACUGAACCGCCUCAAGGUUGAAGAAUUGGCCCUCCGAUCAAUGAUCAGUUCUGCAGGAGACAAUGGGAAGGUGUCUCCUCACCCGGCACCUGAACUGUCACAGGAUGUAAGCUUCAUCAGUCACCGGGAGAGAGUGCAAAGCUUGCGCGGCUCGUUGUGGCUUUGGUCCGACAUUGUGGUGUUGGCACAUGUAGACAAUGAAGCAUCCAUCAACCAGACAGCGCUGGAGUUGCGCACGGGGAGCCAUAUGAUGGAGGAGGAGGAGGAAGAGGAGGAGGAAGAGGAGGAGGAAGAGGAGGAGGAAUCCGAUUCCUGAAGUGGGCAGGAGCCUGGGUUACAGAAAU
This is a messenger RNA of Octodon degus (degu), 433 nucleotides long. It is a transcript of the gene Snapc5, whose product is annotated as small nuclear RNA activating complex polypeptide 5. Gene Ontology annotation, biological process: transcription by RNA polymerase II; transcription initiation at RNA polymerase III promoter. Lineage: Eukaryota; Metazoa; Chordata; Mammalia; Rodentia; Octodontidae. The transcript is spliced from 3 exons. Gene Ontology annotation, cellular component: nucleus. The record is from RefSeq and is a predicted model, not a curated record. Bases 16 to 405 code for a protein of 129 amino acids.